GUACGAAAGCGCGGCUCUUUGUGGGAUACAGGCUCUUUGAGUCUGAUACAAGGAUUUUCGAUGGUUGUUAGUCGCUCCUUUCGCGCGAAAAAUCUAACGACAGCCUCCCAUCAAUGCCUGCUGUAGAAGUACUAGACGAGCAUUUAUUACUGUUUGGUAGAAGAGUCGCCUUUAUAAUAGAUGAGAAUGAAUUUGAAUAUGUAUUGUUUGAACUACUUGAUGCAUGUGGAUUUGGACGCCGAGUGCCGUGCUGGUACGACCGCGUUGGGAGAGGGGUCAUCUCAAAUGGACGCGGCCUCCUCUCAAGACUGGAGACCUUUGCGCAGUUGCUGGAUAGUCGCGCUUUGUAUUGCUAGACUUGAGCGCCCGGUAGCACUCCUCCCACUAGGAUCAUCCACCCCCGGCACGCACUUCCUCAACCCCGGCGCGAUUCCGCUCCCCCGGCUCCUCCCCCGCCCGACAACCGUCUGGCGGCGUUGAUCGUUGGGGCAAGAUUUAGGCGGGGGACGGCGUGCGGCCAUUGAUUAAGACGGCACAGGUCGAAGCCGUUGGCCUGUCGGUGUACUCUUCUUUUUGUAGGUUUGGCCUUCUUUGCGUGCAAGUUGCGACGCUCGAGCUUGCAACUUGUAAAAAUUCCUCUUCUUGUUAUACAGUCAAAAACUUUGGCUGGGAGUUAUAUACGCUUCGUUUUUAUUGGAUAUAGUCAAAAGUUUUGGAUUUCCAGCCUCAAGCUUGAAACUGUGAGACAUUGAGGCGCAGCCUUUAAUCUUAAGCGCUCAGCUUUGGGCUUUUAGCCUGGGGCCUUCAGCUUCGCUUUUUCAAUUUUGAACUUACAGCCUUGAGCCUUCAACUUUGGGCUUUCAGCUUUGAGCUUUCAGCUUUGAGAUUUCAGCUCUGAGUAUUCAACUUUGGGCUUUCAGCUUUGAGUUUUCAGCUAUGAGCUUUCAACUUUGGGCUUUCAGCUUUGAGCUUUCAACUUUGAUCUUUCAGCUUCGACUUUUCAACUUUGACUCUUCAGCUUUGAACCUUCGACUUUGGGUCUUCAGGUGUGAGCUUUCGGCCUAACGCUUUAAGCCUUAGGCUUACGCCUUCGGGCUUGGGGUUGGGGAUAAGGCUUGGGCCGAUAAAGUCAAAGAGCUGGGCUCACUCUUUGAGCAAAGUUGUUGACUUUAGAUAGCGCAUCCGGAUUAAAUUAAAUCGCAGCGCGCUUUAUUUUAAUAAAUGCUCGACGUCUACUUGCUGGGGGUUAGUUGUGGAAUUGGGCAUAUGUAGACUUACUCGGCCGGUGUUUGUUGGUGUUACGCUGAGUGAGACACCCGCGCAAGAGUGAGGGAGAAGGGCGACAAGAGUAGGAAGGUGAUGACAGUCAGCCAAGUACAUACUGGCAACACUUGAAAAAGCACGAAGGCACGAGGAGAAACAUGCACAACGUGCGCCCUUGACAUAUACCGCGCGAAUUCCAUGCGUGGCCAAGCAUACAACGCUUUCGGGUCGUUUUCAUAGAUUCAACCGGGGUGGUUUUUGCUGGUACAACGACGAGAAACCUGCUGGCGACCAAUUGCAUAAUUAAGAACGUCAGAACAGUACAGAAGUAACCUGAUGCCGCUGCGGCUUAUUCUUGGCGGAUGUUCCUCGUUUGUCGAGUCGUUCGGCCUUUUACAGCACGAAGGCCCAACGGAUGAGGACCACAGCAGCCAGAUCGAUAAGGAGACCCAAGCGGCAUCAUACUGGUGGAGAACCUGGGCAAAAUUGAGCAGCUGCGAAGUGGGUGCGGCUCAGUUCAGUGAUGCUGCCUGUGGCGCUUUCUGCUAUCUUGGUACCCAAGUCAGUCAGUCGUCCACACGAGACGAGGCCACGGCAGAGCAGGGAGAGCAUGCGCAGAGCAUAGACGAACCGGAGCAGCUUCAACGGUGUGCAGCUGACCGCUUAGAAGCUGCGGAAGUUGUAUCAUUCAAAAAGGCGAGGGCGCAGGCAACUGUUGUGGACAGGUUCCAGCGCAUAUCCUGACUCACUAUUCGCUGCUGCACAGGCGUCCUCUGCCUCGGUACCAACCAAGGCGGACGCAGUUGCACUGCCUGAGGCAAUACGCACCGGACUGCAAAACUACGGGGACCACCCGCACUCCGAUGCGUCGCUCUAUCGCUGCCGCCUUUAGUAGUGUGCGCUUUCUCUGAGUGACGCCAGUCAUGGAAAUGCGUCGUCUAGUGGUGAAGCUGACAGCGAUUUCUGCACGGGCACACAAUGCGGGGGAGCUGUGUAUAUCGGCGAACCAUCCGACGCUUCCGCGGCGAAUAAGAUCGCCAAGUGCAACUUGGUCGAGUGGUUCUAUCUCGCACCGUAUUCGUCGCGUUGUGCGUUCAGCAUUCACCGCAGAAGCGUUCGCGCUUCUCGAACUAACAGAUGCUGCCGCACUCUGGAGGGAGCUUCUCGAAUUUGGGGCCGGACUUGUGCAGAAGUUGCGAAUUAUCUGCUAUACGGAUUGCGCUUCUCUGGUCCAGGCGUUAUCUCAGCUAGCACCACGGGCGCGCGAGAAGAGACUGCGCAUUGACCUUGCGACACUGCGCGAGUUAAUCUUCAGCGGAGCUAUUGAAGUGCGCCAUUGUCCGGCAGCACAGAACCGCGCGGACCCACUGACAAAGUCAAAGCCGGGCGGCAAAUUUCCAAUCGCAACCAACGCGCUCGACCUGUUUGCCGACCAGGAAGAUGAGCAGACCAAGCACCCCCAGCAGAUAAUGGGCGACCUUAAGCAGUUCGAGUAAGUAGUAAAAGCACCGCGGUAAAAGAACAGCACACGCAAGCGCAGCCUGGCAACUAGUCUCGUACAGCAGCGCACUCAAUACAAGCCAAAAGUAAGGAGAGGGGGGAGCAGUCUUUUUCUUGGUUCGUUUUAUUUUGUGCGUCACAAACUGCCUUUUUUUCUUUUUCAGUACCUCAAGCGACAAGUAUGACCAACAGAGAAACACUACCGAGCUACGCGCGUUUCUUGGUCGCUUUUCACUUUACAACUAACGCAGUCAGGAACCAGCUCUGAGCCCCCCUAAAAAAGCAACAGCUUUGCCCGUGUCACACAGACAAAACCAAAGAACAGCAAAAAAAAAAACAUAAGCUCACUCAGUCCGCGCAGCUCUUUCUCAAACUCAAAGCCACUCAAGUAAGCUCAGCAGCAGCAGUAAGCGCCCGCCAUAAGCAACAAGCUAUAGGCUCUUGCGUAACACGCGGCCACCUUUUAAGUAAGAACUGGGGCAGCCAUUAAAGCAACUACUACGACAGAAGUACAAGCUACAACUUCCCCCGUAGAUAAUGCGCCGCCUUUCCUCCCCUGCCUCUGCCUCCCUCCUCCUCCCGCUGGUAUCCGGAUAAGCUCUCCGUUAUCCGUACGAAGACGCCGCUCCGCACAAGUUUUCGCUUACGCCGGGUUGAACGUUGACGCACUACACACGACGAAAGAAUCCGGGGGAGUGUGGAGACGGGCUGACAUAGAUUUACUCUGCCGGUGUUUGUUGGCGUUACGCGGAGGGAGACACCAACACAAGAGUGAGGGAGAGGGGCGACAAGGGUAGGAAGGUGAUGACAGUCAGCCAAGUAAAUACUGGCAACACUUGAAAAAGCACGAAGGCACGAAGAGAAACAUGCACAAAGUACACCCUUGACAUAUACCGCGCGAAUUCCGUGCGUAGUCAAUGCUUUCGGAUCGUUUUCAUAGAUUAAACUGAGACGGUUUUGGCUCGUGCAACGACGGGGAACCCGCUGACCAAUUACAUAAGUAAGAACGUCACAACAAUACAGCGGGAACCUGAUGCCGCUGCCGCCUAUUCUUGGCGGAUGUUCGUCGUUUGUGGAGUCGUUCGGCCUUUUACAAUACGAAGAUCCAACGCACGAGGAUCAUAGCAACCAGACCAGUAAGGAGAUCCAAGAGGCGCCAGAGUUAGUUUGUUCGCGUGUUGUAUUUGUUGGUUGAUUAGAAGGGGAGCGGAAUAAUUUGCGAUGGGGGUCGCAUGUUUUUGGUUCAAGUGCUUUCGGCUCAGGUGUUUUCGGUUCGGUGUGUGUUGGGUUCGGAUGUUGGGGGGUUCGUUGUUGGUUUUUUAUCUAUCUCUGUUGUCUUAUGGCUUCUGUUGGAAUGUGAUAAAAUUUAUAAACUUCUGGGCAUCGCCGUGAAUUUUUGGAAAGUUGCAACUUUUUGAGUUCAAACCGUAAAAGUUUUGACUUUAUCGCGUAAGUUUUAAAUUUGGUACCCAUCUGCGCGAAAUCAGACCUAACCAAUUCCCAGGCCUCGCAAGUUCAUAAGUUCCUAAGUUCGUGGGGUUCUAAGUUCAUGAGCUCGGAAGGGGGAGGGCUUGGGGCUCGGAGGUGGAGGAGUGAGAGUUUGGCGGCGUCGUUGUUGUUUUUUGAUUUAUCUUUUCAAUAUUCACUGCAUGGAGCGAGGGCCCAGCCCAAGACAGAGGUUCCAGUUGCACGGGAAUGCA
Amoebophrya sp. A25 is the source of this 4463-nucleotide messenger RNA. The record is from the annotation of a GenBank genome assembly. NCBI's taxonomy places the organism in Eukaryota, Dinophyceae, Syndiniales, Amoebophryaceae.